UCAAACACCCCAAAUUAGGGUUCCAAAACUUGGGCAACUUCAGCUGCUCAUACACACACAAGAAAAUACACAGAACAGUAUUGUCGUCUCUCACUGCAGAGCAGAGAAGAAUCAGAGGAGAAAAUGGCAAAGUCGAAGAAUCACACAGCGCACAAUCAGUCACACAAAGCCCAUAAGAACGGCAUCAAGAAACCCAAACGCCAUCGCCACACAUCCACCAAAGGGAUGGACCCGAAGUUCUUGAGGAACCAAAGGUAUGCAAGGAAGCACAACAAGAAGAGCGGUGAGAGUGCCACCGAGGAAGAGUAGAUUGAAAUUACAGUCACCCUUCCCCCUUUGUUUGGAAAUUGGAUAAUUGGCAUUUUGCUAUCUGGAAUUUGGGUUUUUGACUUUUUCCUAUAAAUUUGAUGAUGAUUAACUUGAGUUUACCUUUCGUUUGAUUAUAGUAAUGAGAUCCUUUUCAUGUUACUAUUAUGUCUGAUCUGAACUGUUAGUUUUCUUGUCCAAUGCCGGUUGGAAAUUCACAUGAGCAUCUUUUCAUCA
Molecule: messenger RNA, 543 nt
Organism: Olea europaea var. sylvestris
Lineage: Eukaryota; Viridiplantae; Streptophyta; Magnoliopsida; Lamiales; Oleaceae
Product: 60S ribosomal protein L29-1
Exons: 3
Coding region: 124-309 (61 amino acids)
Biological process (GO): cytoplasmic translation
Cellular component (GO): cytosolic large ribosomal subunit; ribosome
Molecular function (GO): structural constituent of ribosome
Source: RefSeq, a predicted model, not a curated record